AUGAAACGGUUUCAUCCUGUCAUCAGUGUGCAUCAUUUAAGGAGUUCUCCGUUUGCGUCAGUUACUCAAUCCAGCGAGGAGACCCCAGACGCUUUUGGUCUCACGUUCUCUGCCGACAUAAUUAAGGUGAACCGCCAAUUGAUUUUCACUCUCCGAGAAUGGGUCAGCUCUUACACGGUCACACUCCUUAUACAAAAUGUACAAAGGGAUACACUGCGAGAUACCAUCCUUAGAACGUGCCUACAAACCAGACCUAUCAACAGCCCACCCGCUGUCGUCAGAACGGACUCCGCUUCCGGAUUUAAAGCUCACACAAGCGAUAAGCUCCUACGCCACUAUAAUAUUUCCAUCGAAAUAGGCAGUUGCAAGAACCCUAGCAGCAACCAUGUGGUAGAGAAAGCUGUUCAGGACGUCGAGGAGGAGAUUCUCAAAAUGGAUUCAGCCGAAGGACAGGUCUCAUCAGCCUCCCUCGUAAUAGCCACAAAUAGACUAAAUGCCAGAAUUCGUUCAUGUGGACUCUCACCUAGGAAGAUUCUGUACCACCGUAACCAGUUCACAAGUGAAUGCAUCAGCUUUGAGGAUAUGGACUUGAUCAAGCUACAACACCACAAACGCCUCAGUAGUAGUGAACACUGUAGGGCCCCUAACCGCUCUCGGAGAGACUGCGUGGAUUUGAGGGUAGGUAACAUUGUUUAUCUCCACGGGGACUUUACGAAAAUUAGAAGUCGCGAACGUUACCUGGUGUCUGCUAUACAAGAUGUUUGGGCAAGUGUCAGGAAGUUUGCCGGUUCCCAAUUAAGGGCAGGCACACACAAAGUGUGCCAGGAACAGUGUUACAAAGUUCCCAGUCAGGACGACCAAAAGCUGGGAGUUACUCGUGACCAUUCAGGUGGCAUGAUGAAGACGAUGAUACAAUCUUGCCCAUUACCCCUAGUUGCCUAG
Messenger RNA from Acanthosepion pharaonis, 942 nucleotides. The record is from the annotation of a GenBank genome assembly. NCBI's taxonomy places the organism in Eukaryota, Metazoa, Mollusca, Cephalopoda, Sepiida, Sepiidae.